Molecule: messenger RNA, 9909 nt
Organism: Poecilia latipinna (sailfin molly)
Lineage: Eukaryota; Metazoa; Chordata; Actinopteri; Cyprinodontiformes; Poeciliidae
Gene: ptprz1b
Product: protein tyrosine phosphatase receptor type Z1b
Exons: 33
Coding region: 329-5977 (1882 amino acids)
Biological process (GO): peptidyl-tyrosine dephosphorylation
Molecular function (GO): protein tyrosine phosphatase activity; protein binding
Source: RefSeq, a predicted model, not a curated record
AUCAGACGCACAUUAUAGGAGCGAUUCACUGAUUUCCGUUCAAGGCAGUGGGCGGCGCGCGCGCUGUCCGUCUCUUUAAUGCGAUGUACGUGAAGAGCGCGAGUCCGCAACCGUCCAGCCAACCAACCAACCUGGCGGCGCGCGAGCCCGCUCUCCUUAAACCAACCCAGCAGAACCAAGCCUUGCUGAGCCAGUCUGUAUCGAGUCCGUCCCACACACAGAGGACGGGCUCAACGAUGUGACCUCUUAGCACAUCCGAUAAUUAAAAAAAAAAAACCGAAAAAUAUUUUUUUCCCUCCCGGCUUUUUACGUUGAGCUCAUCGACACCAUGGACUCUACAGCUCUGAGAACCGAUGUUUGCAUCUGCCAGCUGCUUCUAAUCAGCCACAUAGUUCUGGCGGUGGAGCCGCCGGCCCAAGGCCUGGAGAAACUCCCAGAAGAAAUGAACUGGUCCUACUCAGGUAGCCUGAACCAGCAGAACUGGGGGAAGAGUUACCCGUCCUGUAAUGGCGCCCGGCAGUCUCCUGUGGACAUCGAUGAGAUGUUUACCCAGGUCCGGAUGCAGUUCCAGAACCUGCAGCUAGAGGGCUGGCAAAUUCCCACAUCAGAGUCCACCACCAUCCAAAACAAUGGGAAGACUGUGGUCAUCAACCUGGAAGGGGACUUCUUUGUAAGUGGAGGAGGGCUGAGUUCCAGGUUUCGCGUAUCCAGACUCAGCUUCCAUUGGGGGCGCUGUAAUACGACGUCAGAUGGGUCUGAACACAGCCUGAACGGGAUGAAAUACCCUCUGGAGAUGCAGAUUUACUGUUACAAUCCCAACGAAUUUCAAAGUUUAGACGACGCGAUGGAGAACGGAGGACGGGUGGCCGCCUUGGCCGUUCUCUUUGAGGUGAGCCUGGAGGACAAUGGCAACUUCAGUCCUAUAGUGGAAGCAGUCAGUGGUGUGAGCAGAUAUGGUAAGAGAGGAUCAGUGGACGCCUUCACCCUGAGCUCCCUCCUGCCCAACGUCACCAAUAAGUACUACAUCUACAACGGCUCGCUGACCGCUCCUCCCUGCUCUGAAUCUGUAGAAUGGAUCGUCUUUAAACACACGGCGGCCAUAUCAGAAGCACAGCUGGAGGUGUUUUGUGAGGUGAUGACCAUGGAGCAGGCCGGGUAUGUGAUGCUCAAGGAUUACCUGCAGAACAACUUCAGGGAGCAGCAGCAGCAGUUCAUGGGCCAGGUGUUUGCCUCCUACACCGGCGUGGAAGACGUACCCACACCCACGUGCAGCUCGGAGCCACAAAACGUCCAGGCUGACGCUCAGAACGACACCACCAUCGUGGUGACGUGGGAGCGCCCCCGCGCCGUGUUCGACACCACCAUCGACUGGUACACCGUCACCUACCAGAGGCUUCAGGGCAGGGAUCAGAACAAACAGGAGUAUAGGACCGAUGGAGACCAAGAUGUGGGUGCCAUUAUCUCCAGCCUGCUAGCUAAUAGCAGCUAUGUGGUUCAGGUGGUGGCUAUUUGCACCAACGGCCUCAAAGGACGAUGGAGUGAUCAGAUUAUAGUCGACAUGCCGUUAGAAGACCCUGAAAGUGACUCCAGCCCCGACACGGUGACAAAGGAGGCUGACAACCACAGGGAGGGAUCAACUGUAGCUGGACCGAAGAGGCCAGACAACCAGAAUCAGCUGGAUGUGGCUUCAGAAGACCACAGUCCAGUGGAGGAAGUUCCAGCUGACCAGACAAGAGUCUACCAGAACCAACCUACACAACAUCAGAAAAAGGCCACAGAUCAAACCCAAAUAAACCAACACACUCCAGUCCAGUCCGGCAGACAGUUAACGCCAAAGACGCCGUCUGAAUCCGUCAACCUACAAGAAGCUCUACCGGACGAGAACAUGAGGGAGAACGCAAGCCCAAACAGGUUGACCCCUCAUGGAAGCAACCAGAACUGGAUAGAGGACGAUCAGCUGAUCCCAGCAAACUCACCGUUCACAAGUCCAAAUUUUGACAGCACCAGUGCGAUUUGGGUUAACCGGAUAACCGAGGAGCCAGGCCUUCUGUUUCCAGUUGCUCGGACAACCGUGCCACCCGCAAUUCGUCGGCAAAUCACAGAAGAGGCGUCAUUGUCAGUCUUGUCACCUCAGCCAUUAGAUCCUGAUCUACCAGAACAGGCUAGUGAAAACCCUCCCACUAAGUUUGAGCUGUUCACCCACCCACUGGAGGACAUCAAGGUCACAGACGUCUUCUAUGAAGACACAGUCACCAGCUCUCCAUUAGGGGUCAUCACCUACCCUCCAACAGGUUCUCCUUCUGUGGUUCCAAGUAACGAAGUGCACAAAGACUCGACGAUGAACCCCGAAGAGAGUGGAGCCGCUGUAAGCGAACCUCUGCAGACAUCCUUUACCUCAGAUUCAGCCAGCCCUACCUCAGAGUGGAUAACAGAAAACACGGCAACAGGGGGCAACACUCUGUCCGACUCCCUCUAUAAAUCCUUCACCACCUCCUCUUUGCUCAGAGGGCUGAUGCACACCACUCAGCCCCUGUUCAAUGCAGAUAGACCAAUAUCCAGGACUGAGGAUUCAACAGUUGACCAGUUUUCUGGCUUCGUAGACUCAUCCAACUCCCUGAUAGAGAUGAACUUAAACCCUACACCGUCUGUCUCUGAUAGGGAACUCUCUACACCUUUACCUCUCAAACCUAUCACCAAAUUCUCCAACAGUUCCCAUCUCUCUCUUGCCCUCCUGGAAUACUUGUUGAACUCUUCCCAGCCAAAUUUAGAACAGCUACCAAUCUCUGCUAUUUUGAGUUCCCAAGAUCUGGUAAAUACCACUAACUCUCUCUUUUUGCUGUCUAAUUAUGGAUCAGUCAUCGCCCAGCUAGCAAAGACAACCCAACAUGAAGAAAUCAGUCAGAACAAUUCUCUGACUGACGUAAGGAGUCAAGACAUUGUUGAAUUCUCAGAGCUGAUUCACAACAAUGAAGAGGGAUUCAGUGCAGAUACAAAUGAGGAUGAGCUUUAUGCUAAUUUAAGUAUGUCUUUACUUGAUUCAACGGAGGAGAGUGGAUUGGACUCUGGUCAUGACAGCAACAUGUUCAGUGGAGAAACUGGUGAAGUUGCUGAAGCUCAACCUAAAUUUUCAACAUUCUCAAGUUCAGCUGUUAGCGUCAAUGUGAAUUAUACUCCAGAAAACAGCUUAGUGCCUCAAAGUAAAAUAUUAGCAGCAAGAGGUAAAAUUGGGGUAAGUAGGAAACUGGGCAGUGAGAAGGAAAAUGAGAUGAGCGGAGAGGAAAUUGAAGAGGAAAACAGUGGAAGUCAUGAAGGCAAAGAGAACCCUGAACACAGAGGGUUGGUGUGUAGUGGGAGUGGCAGCGGGGCUGAGGAUGGUAGUGGUUCUGGAGAACAAGCGACUGCCGAUGAUCACGUAAAGACAAAGCAAGACGAUGGCGAUCAGGAACGUUUAAAAGCGGCACGCAAAAACAGAUUUGUGUCCAAGGGAAACGGAACACACAUCAGAAACAAAGUAUUAGGAUCUGAAAGAGCAGACAGUCAUCAGCUGACAUCCAGGGAAGACGCAUCGACACCAGACCAAGCAUGGUCUGUGACCAAUGACCAGAAUGUUGGGAAUGACAAAGAGGAUCAGAACACAACUCUGGAAAGCCCAGGUUUUGUACUGAGGUCUAGUGUUGAUACAACAGAGGGACAUACUGAAGAGGAAGAACCCGCAGAAGGAGCUGGUCAUGGAAGUGCAGCUGAAGACUCUUUGGAGCGUUUCUCAAACGUGACUGGGUCGUUUCAGACUGCAGGAGGUUCGAUGUUGAAGGAUCUUUUCCCUCUGCUCAGGUUCACUGACACUCAAGAAGGAAAACUGGAACAAAAGGGAGAGGGCAGCAACAGCAGCCACGAGUCUCGGGUGGGGCUGGUUGAAGGCGUGGAGAAGGACAAGAGGACAGUCAUUCCUCUGGCUGUCGUCUCCACUCUCACCACUCUCUGUCUGCUGGUGCUAGUGGGUAUACUCAUCUACUGGAGAAACUGUUUCCAGGCAGCCAAUUUCUACCCGGAUGACCCCGCGUCACCUAAAGUCCUGUCUGUUCCCUCCACGCCCCUGCUGCUUUCCACAGAUUGCCACGAGCCGCUGACGGUGAAGCAGUUUGUGAAGCAAGUCCUGGAGCUCCACAGCACCAACAGCUUCUCCAGGGAGUUUGAGAUUGUGAAAGAGUCGUAUGAGGAGGUGCAGGCGUGUACAGUCGACAUGGGCAUCACCGCCGACAGCUCAAAUCACCCCGACAACAAAAACAAGAACCGCUACAUUAACAUCCUGGCCUACGACCACAGCAGAGUAAAGCUCUCCAACAGCUUGGACCGAGAUGGGAAGUGUGGGGACUACAUCAACGCUAACUUUGUCGACGGUUACGAGCGAACGAGGGCCUACAUCGCGGCUCAGGGGCCGCUGAAGGCCAGCCGGGAGGACUUCUGGAGGAUGAUCUGGCAGCAGAACGUUGGAGUUAUUGUCAUGAUCACCAAUCUGAAGGAGAAAGGACGGACGAAAUGUGACCAGUACUGGCCGGAAGAGAACCAGGAGGAGUACGGCGCUUACCAGGUGGCCCUGAGAAGCACCAAGACACUAGCGUACUACACACUCCGGACGUUCACAGUCAGGGAUACAGCUAAUAAGGUGCCACAGAAGAGAGUGGAGCACACGGUCCUGCAUUACCACUACACCCAGUGGCCGGACAUGGGCGUCCCAGAGUACACUCUGCCUCUGCUGUCCUUCAUCAGGGCGUCGUCUCGGGCCCGGACGCAGGAGAUGGGACCCGUCCUGGUUCACUGCAGCGCUGGCGUAGGAAGAACAGGAACCUACAUAGUGAUAGACAGCAUGCUGCAGCAGAUCCAAGAUCAGGGAACGGUAAACGUACUGGGCUUCUUAAAACACGUCCGGACACAGAGGAACUUCCUGGUUCAGACGGAGGAGCAGUAUGUGUUCAUUCAUGACGCUUUGGUGGAGGCCAUCCUGAGUCGGGACACGUCAGUCACCUCUGACCUUCUCCACAAUUACGUCUCUAACCUCCUGAUCCCAAGCGCCACAGGAAGAACGCGCAUGGACAAACAGUUCAAGCUGAUAAGUCAGCGCCAGGCAAAGCACGCAGACUACAGCACUGCCCUGAAGGAUGGCAACGCUGAGAGGAACAGAGCAAGAGCGCUGAUGCCUGUGGAGAGAUCAAGAGUCUCUCUGGCGGCUUCAGAAUCCAACUCCACCGGCUACAUCAAUGCCUCCUAUGUAACGGGACACCACUGCUGUAAAGGUUUCAUAGUGAGUCAGACGCCUAUGAGCAGCACCGUGGAGGAUUUCUGGAGAAUGAUCUGGGAGCACAACACACACACAGUUAUCUGUCUGCCGGACACACACAAUCAGAAUGAAAAGAGGGACUGCUGUGUCUACUGGCCUAGUAAAGACCUGCCAUUGAUCUUUGAUGGAUUCACUGUGUCUCACACCGGGGAGGAGCUUGUACAUCUGACCAAUGAUGAAAGGGUUUUUGUGCAGGAUUUUACAAUCCAGUCUCCUCAGAAUGAUUGCAUCUUACACGUACGUCAGUUCAGCACCCCCUGCUGGCCUAACCCAGACAGUCCCAUCAGAAACAGCUUCGACCUCAUCAGCAUGGUCAGAGAGCGCAGCAGACACUCACAGGAACCCGUAGUCGUUCACGAUCCGUUGGGAGGAGCUACAUCAGGGCUGUUCUGUGCCCUCAGCACCCUGUUCAGCCAGCUGGAGGAGGAGGGAGCCGUGGACGUCUACAUGGUGGCACGGAUGACCAACCUCAUGAGACCUGGGGUUUUCAAUGACAUCGAGCAGUACCAGUAUCUGUACCGAGCCAUGCUGAGCCUGGUGAGCAGCCAGGAGGACCAGAGAGCCCUGCAGAGUCCAGAGACGAACGGGUCGGUACCGCUGGGCCAGUCCAACGCCACAGAGAGCCUGGAGUCGCUCAUGUAGCCCCGCCCAAACUCCCACAUGCUGGGAUGGAUGCCUGGGCCGGUCAUGACUGUGGAAAGUGAGCAUCAUAAUGCUUUAAUGUCCACUUGGUCAAAUUUAACAAUUUAUUAUAAUACUCUUCAGUCGUCUUUCAAAAACUGUAAAGCUCAUCACAGGGAAAUUGAGAUACAGCAACACCUAGAAAGCUGUUUGCUAUUUAAAGUGCUCAUUCAUCAUUUUUUUAUUUUUUUUUUUACAUAUUUUAUAAUCUGAAAACAGAAAGCAGCAGUUCAUCAUAUGAUGAACAUCCCACGUUUCCCGGGCACCAAUUGGACGCAAUGACUUUACUGAUUUUGUUGUCAACUUUAACCCUAAAGUUUCUUUUAAUAAUCAUGGAUAAUAAAUUAAUAGGUUGAAAUGUUUAUAUUUUGGUCAUGCUUAUGCCUUGAAAGCAACAGAAAAACUGUCAUCCCAUGUAAAAUACUGCAGUAUUCCAAAAGGUCUGAUUAUAGUAUUAACAUGUUUCGAAGAUACAGUGCAGGUCAAAGGUUAUGACAGAGUUGUAAUGUUUAGUGGCAACUAGCCAAACCUUCAACUAUAGUUUCAGUCAAUCUUGAAUUAACCAGAGGCCUAAUACACAUGUUUUAAAAACUAUCAUGAAAUUAUUUGCAGUGACAUCACGCUGUGUGAAUGCACCUACAGUUAAACUUUAUUUUCCUCACAGAAUUAACCAAACAAUCUGUUAGCAUUCUCUCUGGGUGUAUUUUUACCUUUGUUGGAGUGAGAUAUGAAAGUAUCUAAAAGGAAGCCAUGCUGUUUGAAUUCUCUAAAUGUUAAGGCUGCUGUCGCUGUUUUUUAUGCUGCUGAGUGCUUUUGCAUUGCUAAAAAAAGGGCUUUACGUUGGUCUAAACAUGAAGAACUGAAGCUUCUGUCCUGGUAUUUUGUUGUGUAUAGCCCCACUGUAUUGGCUUAGAGGGUGUAAAAUUGUCCAUUUGCUACUGCAGAAAGAUAAAAGCCCCUUCUCCAUUGUCAAAUCUCACUAGCUGGUUAAUAUCUGGUUAGGUUCUAACCAAAGUUGGGUCCUUCUCCAUUGGCAUCAUGUUCCUUACUAUGUGGGUGGGAAAGUAGGUGGGGUGUGAGCAUACAGUAGCUGUGGUCGACACUCCCACAAUGUCAUUUAUACCCUUGAAGGGCCAAUUUCUCCAAAAUCUCCAGAUAUAUUUGUUGCGUUCGGUUGAAGCUGCGUGUUCUCUUCCAUCACAAUUGCUAAAAACAUUUGGACCAGAAGGUCUGACCAUCUCGCCAACAACUAUGGUCUCAUCCUGGAUUCAAAAUGGUGGUUGAGAAGGGUUUGCUGACGUAAAUCCAUGGGCCAGUCAACAGAUGAAGUUUGUUGCCAAUCAAGGACCUGCUACUCCAUUCUAGAAGUGGUUCCCAAAAACAAACGCCGCAGGAUCUGCUAAUGUAGAUGAAUCUGGCUAGGUCUGACUGGCGAAGAACCGGUUAGAGCCACGCAAAUGGAGAAGGGGCUGAAGUGAGUAACGUUUUGUCUCUGUCAGUCUCUGUCCCAGUCCCCUCAUUUAAUGGUCGCCUGACCAAACUUAGUCUGAAUCAAGAAAAAGGGGGCCAGGCUGCCCUGCUGUUGGAGCCAUUUCAGACAUUCAGGAUGCUGUGGUGAAUGACUAUUCGUCAGUGCAGACAGAGUGCCUGCAUUGUGGAGCAUGAGAUUAGGUAAUGCUGUUGAUGCAGAUUCUAUAACAAUGAUGCAGAUGUGUGGGGUAUAUGUUCGGUGUCUCAGUAACAAAGUUCAAGACACAGAAUUUAUCAAUGUCUAAAAACAUCUGAGGUGAACCACGAUGUUUGCUAGAGAACCAAAAGCUGCUAAAGCCAUGUCUCUUCAGACGCUACUGAUAUAAAGCAGAUACUUAUUGAAGUUCCACAAGGAUAUGUAAUAUUCUUAAACUUUUGGGUCCUCAUUUAAGAAUAUAUUUUUUCUUUGGUUCUCCUUAUGCCAUCUACUGAGGAUAAUGAAACGGACGUAUCAAAGUGAAGCCAUGAUGUUUGCCCAACAUUUAAAGAAUUCAAAGGCGUUUCAGUUAUUUCAGGUCCCACUGUUGCGUCAUUUAAAGCUCUCGUAAAUACAUAUGAGAUCAGGAGUUACAAUGUGAGAAGAGUCUAAAUGAAAAUUGUAUUGUCUGAUCUGACCUUUGACCUGUGGUGAAAAACUGCAAAAUGCCUAACACAUGCCUAACAACGCAGAAUUUACCACAUCUAAACAGGAUGGUUUCUUUUUAAAUGGUGAUUCAUUAUUGUUUGAUAAAGAGGUUAGUCACAGAUUGGUUACCAAAAACAGCUCUAGUACCUUACCUGUUCUACCUAAAGUGGAUAUGCAGACAAUAGACCCCCCUGUUAAAAAUCCUGGUUAUAAUUUUAAAAAAUGAGAUGAUGAGAAACGACCUCAAAAUUUUUCCACCUUUAAGUGUUCACACCUUUACCCUAACCUGUCCUGAAGGACAUUUUAAUUUGAUGUCUAUCAGUCAAAUGUUGACAUGGCAACCCUUGGCAACACAAAUGGUUUCUGUCAAAUAUUGUUUUAUACUCGUGCUUGGUCCAAAGCAAUUUUUUUUUCCAUGAAGUCAUUCUUUUGUUAUACAUAACUUUUGUUUUCUGAAGUGAUACAGAAAAUUAGGUUCCAAACUGACAGAAAUUUAAAACUUUGCAUAAUUUCUCCCAUCACAGUUUUUCCAUAUUUGACUGAAUGCUGGGUUAAACCAGAACGUCCUUCUGUCUCCUACUGUGUUAAGGGUUUGAAUACUUAAACAACAAGGUAACUGAACUUAUGUCCAAUGUGUUUUUCUAAUCUUUGAAAAAAAUGAAGAAAAUAUUUUAGUUAUUUAAAACAAAUCUUGGAAAUUCCCCAAACCGUGUGGCGUUCAAACGAUUCAGCAUUAUUCGAGACGUCCAGGUUUUUGUGAUUUUCUUACAAAAAGUUAAACUUGUGCAGUUUCUUCAGUUUUGUUGAUUUANUUAACCGUUAGAGAAGCACAAAGCCUUUUAUGGAAUGUCCUUAAGUUUUUCCACAUGAUAUCUUUAUAUUAUAUUAAAGAUGGAAAAAGUUUUGAAAUGAUUUAUGAUUGGAGGAAUUUAUUUAUUUUGUUUUACAUCACAAAAACCUUGCAGUUUUACCAGGGGGUGUGUAGACUUUUAUAUCUGCUGUUGUGUAUUUAACUGAGUAAGAGAAAUUAGAGAAAUGUCAAGAUCAUUUUACAGCUGAAACCAGAAGUUUUCAUACACUGAACCAUAACUUUAUUUUCUUUGGUAUCUGAUAGGAAUGAGCCAGAAUUCCAGCCAACUAAUGUGAAUGACCAAACAGUUCAAAGGCAAUGCUGCCAAAUAAAGAAGAAAUGUGGGUAUGCUUGCAAUUAAAAAAGAUAAAAUAAAUCUUGCAUAUUUUGCUACUUUUGUGGCAUUUAGCAAAUAGAAAUCAUUUUGAUGACUCUAACUGACCUUAAACAAGAGACAUUUAGUCUGAUUUAACUUUAGACAGUGAGGAGAAAAAUGUAUGUAAACUUCUGGUUCCAAGUGUAUCCUGUAAAUCUUUCCAUUCCCUAUUAUUUUAUUUCUUUUGCUAAUCUGUUUUUCUCUGUGGGGUUUUCAGGCCUCUGAUAGUAGACUGAAGCUGUAGAAAUGAGACACAGAUAAGAGCAGAAAUCAUGACGCGGCGGAUAUGAGAUCAGCUACACUUUGUUUUUGCUUACUUUGUCUCCUUGCCAGUGCCUUUUGUAAAUCACAUUACUGUACAUCAAACCUCUUUUGGUUCAUUUCAACACCUACUCUGCUGUGACUCCGCCUGCUGAACACUUAAAAAGAAAUCCAAGCAGCACAAGUAGCAGUCUGAGACCAAUUUUUAUAUUUUCUCUUCGACGUAAGCAAAAAAAAAAAAAAAAAAAAAA